Messenger RNA from Sphaeramia orbicularis (orbiculate cardinalfish), 2951 nucleotides. RefSeq names its product hepsin (gene hpn). Gene Ontology annotation, molecular function: serine-type exopeptidase activity; serine-type endopeptidase activity. The transcript has 13 exons. The record is from RefSeq and is a predicted model, not a curated record. Lineage: Eukaryota; Metazoa; Chordata; Actinopteri; Kurtiformes; Apogonidae. The coding region runs from base 134 to 1417 and encodes 427 amino acids. Gene Ontology annotation, biological process: proteolysis. Gene Ontology annotation, cellular component: membrane.
GAGAGACUGGCCCCGUAGGCCCGGAUCCACCUGAGUCCACCUGAGUCCACCAACAGGACGGACACCUCCCACCCUGAGGACACGAGGAGACGAACAGGAAGUCCUGGUGUUUGUAUGGUGUUUGUGGUUCCAGAUGUACGCAGAGAAGGUGGUGACUGAGGGGAAGAUGGGUAACAGGGGCAUAUCGCUGACCUGUGUGUUGACUCCGUGUCGUGUGGUCGGGGUCUGUGUGAUGCUUGUGACCGUGGGCGCCACCGCUGCCGCUGUCUGGGCCGUAGUUACGUACUGUACGAUGGAUGAAGACACGGGGCUGUAUGAUGUUCAGGUAAACUCCGCCGACCAGCGCCUCCGGGUGUUCGACUCCGCGCAGAAGAGGUGGCGCCAGGUCUGUUCCUCUUCGGCCAAUCAGAUGCUGGCGAGCAUCAGCUGUGAGGAAGUGGGUUUUGUCAGCGUGGUGAACUACUCGGUUACCGCAGUAACAGACGCCAGUGGAGAUGGAGGAGAGUUCUUCUGCAUCCGACAGGAGGAGCUCAGCUACGGCAAGAAGAUCAAGGACUCGCUGUUCCCAUGUGACUGUGAAAGUCGAGAAGUCCUCACUCUGCUGUGCCAAGACUGCGGGAGACGGAGCUUCGCUGCAGACCGUAUCGUGGGCGGUGUCGACGCCAGGCAGGGCAGUUGGCCGUGGCAGGUCAGUCUGCAGUACGACGGCGUCCAUCAGUGUGGAGGCUCUAUCAUCUCCAACCGCUGGAUCGUAUCUGCGGCUCACUGCUUCCCCGAACGGUACCGCUUCGUGAACCGAUGGCGUGUUCUUCUUGGAUCCAUCUAUAACAAACCUGUUAACGCCAAUGUGGCCGAGGUCAAGACCAUCGUCUACCACAGCAGCUACCUGCCCUUCGUGGACGCCAACAUCGACGACAACAGCAGGGACAUCGCCGUGUUGGCAUUGACUCAGCCUCUGACGUUCAAUGAGUACGUCCAGCCCGUGUGCCUGCCGGCGUACGGUCAGAGGCUGGUUGACGGACAGAUGGGGACGGUGACAGGUUGGGGAAACGUGGGAUACUACGGUCAUCUGGCCGACGUCCUCCAGGAGGCCAACGUCCCCAUCAUCAGCGACGCCGUCUGCAACGCCCCGGACUAUUACGACAACCAGAUCACCACCAGUAUGUUCUGUGCCGGAUACGAGAAAGGAGGCACCGACGCCUGUCAGGGGGAUAGCGGUGGUCCUUUUGUGGCAGAGGACUGUUUGUCCAAGACCAUCCGGUAUCGUCUUCUGGGUGUGGUGAGCUGGGGGACGGGCUGUGCCAUGCCCAAAAAGCCUGGCGUCUACACCCGAGUGUCCCGGUUCCUGCCCUGGAUCUCCACCGCCAUGAGAAACUACCAGAACUCCCCAGGCUUCCACAAACUGGCCCGGACAUGAGGCUCCGCCUCCACUGCCUGGUACUGGCUCAACUCCACCUCACUCUACUCCACUGUUUGGUUCGUCCAGAACCUGGAACCUGAUACUGGUUCUGGUUUCUCACACCCCUCGGGUUUUCACUGUGUCACCGUUAAUGAACCGAACAAACCCGCUGAGUUCUGACGUCUCGUAUCAUCAGCACCUGCUCGAUGUCCUUCACUGUUCCUGUGUGUGGGUUUGAAGAUGGUGUUGCUAUGACGACCAGACGAAUCGAACCAAAUCUGCACCGGAACACGAAGAACCUGGUACCCGACGCAAGUGGAGUCAAAUACAAAAGAGUCAAAUACAGUAGAGUAUAAUACAAAAGAGCCAAAUACAAAAGAGUCAAAUACAGUACAAUCAAAUACAAAAGAGUCAAAUAGAGUAGAGUCAAAUAGAGUAGAGUCAAAUAUAGUAGCGUCAAAUACAGUCGAGUCAAAUACAGUCGAGUCAAAUACAAUAGAGUCAAAUACAGCUGUCAAAUACAAAAGCAUCACAUACAGUACAGUCAAAUACAGUACAGUCAAAUAAAUACAAUAGAGUCAAAUACAGUAGAGUUAAAUAUAAAAGAGUCAAAUACAAAAGAGUUGAAUACAGUAGAGUCAAAUACAAAAGAGUCAAAUACAUUGCAGUCAAAUGCAAAAGAGUCAAAUAUAGUAGAGUCAAAUACAGUAGGGUCAAAUACAAAAGAGUCAAAUACUGAAGAGUCAAAUACAAUAGAGUCAAAUACAGCAGAGUCAAACACUAAAGAGUCAAAUACAGUAGAGCCAAAUACAAAAGAGUCAGAUAUAGUAGAGUCAAAUACAAAAGAGUCAAAUACAGUAGAGUCAAAUACUGAAGAGUCAAAUUCAAUAGAGUCAAAUACAGUAGAGUCAAAUAUAGUACAGACAAAUACAGUAGAGUCAAAUAAAAAAGACUCAAAUACAGUAGAGUCAAAUACAGUACAGUCAAAUAUGAGAGUCAAAUACAGUCGAGUCAAAUACAAAAGAGUCAAAUACAAAAGAGUCAAAUACAUUACAGUUAAAUAUAUUAGAGUCAAAUACAUCAGAGUCAAAUACAGUAGAGUGAAAUGUAUUAUUGGUAUUAUUGUAGUCAAAUACAAUGGAGUUGAAUAGAGUUGAUGCAGUGCCAUGCGGUGGAAACAUCUGGUUGGACAGUAGAGGACGGUAGAGGACAUCUCCUGCUCAUUAAGGUCCAACGUCCCCAUUCUGUCCUUAAACUAACUGUGUCCACCUCCUCAAUGUGACUCUGCUAUAAAACAGACUCAACUGAGAAAUGAAGAAAAACAUUUACUCACCUGUAACAGUGAUGAUGCUCGUCCUAACGUGUCCAUGUGUCUUUGUCUACAGUCCCAGAUGUCCCCGUCAGUAAACACAGGGUUAAACAAGUCUGUAAUACACUCAUGUCUGUAAGUUUUUGGACGGCAACUCUACUGUUGAAUGCUGUUCAUGUCCACAGUGGAUCUGAAAUCCAAACAUCCACCCUUAACCCUUAAAGAUCCAAACGUCCACCUUUA